Molecule: messenger RNA, 1819 nt
Organism: Fundulus heteroclitus (mummichog)
Lineage: Eukaryota; Metazoa; Chordata; Actinopteri; Cyprinodontiformes; Fundulidae
Exons: 3
Coding region: 445-1050 (201 amino acids)
Molecular function (GO): nucleic acid binding
Source: RefSeq, a predicted model, not a curated record
GCCAGGGUGGAAGAAGAGCAGGCCAGGGAGGAAGAGGAGCAGGCCAACAAGGGAGAGAAGGUCCAGGAGGGAGAGCAAGACAACCUCGUACCAUCAUUACGGACGAGAUGCGAGCAACAGUCAUUGACCAUGUCAUUGUCCAUGGCAUGACAAUGGCUGAAGCAGGACUAAGAGUCCGUCCAAACCUGAGUAGGUUCACCGUGGCCACCAUUAUCAGGGCAUUCAGACAACACAACAGGUAUUGUACUCUAUUGCUUUCUUUGUCACAAUACAAUUUUACAAGCCUGUGAAAGUAGUCUAUUACAGUAGUUUCAAAUCAGUUGUUACUGUAUUGUAAAACAUGUCAAUUGACGACACGUUUCUUUCUUUAGAGUUGAAAGAACGCCACAUAGAGGUGGGCGGGUUGCCAUAUUUACAGCGGCACAAGAAACCCUCAUUGUGGAUAUGGUUCGUGAGAACAACCUCAUCAGACUCCGGGAGAUCAGAGACAAAGUCAUUGACGAUAAUGUGAAGUUUGAGGGCAUUGAUGAUGUCAGCUUGGCCACAAUAGACCGAGUUCUCCGGCGCCAAAAGAUGCGGAUGAAACAAGUCUAUAGGGUUCCCUUUGAGCGAAACUCUGCACGACACAAAGACCUACGUUACGAGUAUGUGCAAAGGAUAUUACAGUUGGACGCGAUGGCCAGACCUCAUGAGUACCUCUUCCUGGAUGAGGCUGGCUUCAACCUGCACAAACGAAGGCAAAGAGGCCGUAACAUCAUUGGCCAAAGAGCCAUCACUGAGGUUCCUGGCCAACGGGGGGGUAAUAUUACUCUUUGUGCGGCUAUGGGUUUGGAGGGGCUUGUCCACCGGCAGGCUGUCCUUGGGUCUUACAACACCCAACGUCUCCUAAUCUUCCUAGAGGAGCUAAAAGAUAUCCUCCUGGACCGCCAACAACACCAUCCUGGGCCCGAACAUCCCAUUUAUGUGAUCAUUUGGGACAAUAGGAGUUCUUCUCAUCGUGGAGAUGGAAGGUUUAUGACAGACAACCAUACACUAGAGAAAACCUCCUAAGGGCAAUGGAGCUGGCGUGUGUUGACAUCCCAGUGGAGAACUUCCAAGGAUGGAUCCGCCAUUCCAGGGCGUUUUUCCCACGGUGCCUGGCAAGAGACAAUAUAGCCUGUGAUGUGGAUGAGGUGAUGUGGCCUGAUGCAGCUCAGCGACAUGAUGCCGCACAGUGAUUGUGGUGUAAAUACUGUAAAAUGAAUAAAAAAAAAUUUCACACCCUGAUCAUGUUUUCAAGAGUACUGUUGUGUGCAAUAGAUUCUGCUUUUGCAGUGAGUUGUGUUACAGUAGUGUACAGAAUUUACUAUAGAUUUAUACCCUUCAUAUGAAACUCACAAAUCUAAAUGCCCAAUCCUCUGCAGAACUCUAAGAAGAUCCAGAAUUGUAAAGUUUCUAAAAAUAUGCAUUGGCAGUAAAGAAACAAAGAACCUUCUCACAAAUUGACCAUUGUGUUUUCAAUUGUUUUGCUGUAGUGUGUAAUGAUGUGUAUAGUGUUUACAUUUUUGAAAGCUUCGAGCUGCUCUUUGGGUGUGAAAGUUUUAGUUUUGAAGGGAGAAGGUGUGGUUGUGUUUAUGUAGCUUUAGAAAAGGGUGUUGUGUUUAGACAUUGGAGAACAUGGACGAAACGUUUGUGAAAUGUGUUUUAGCAUUUGAGAAAAACUGUAUUAGUUUUACUGUAAUACUGCAAGAAAAGGGCCAAUUUUUAGAGAUGUUACAGUAAUUUACUGAGACAUUCCACAACUGUACAUACUGUACUGUAAGUUUGAGGGACCAUAAAU